Molecule: messenger RNA, 1109 nt
Organism: Folsomia candida
Lineage: Eukaryota; Metazoa; Arthropoda; Collembola; Entomobryomorpha; Isotomidae
Product: trypsin-1-like
Exons: 7
Coding region: 60-1109 (349 amino acids)
Biological process (GO): proteolysis
Molecular function (GO): serine-type endopeptidase activity
Source: RefSeq, a predicted model, not a curated record
UUUGCUUGCCUUCAGCGAGAUAACACUUUACUCUAACUUGUAUACAAAAACUUAUCAAAAUGAAGUCAGCUCGCUUGCUACAGGUUUUGCCCGUACUUGCACAAUUUUUCUUGAUACCGUUCUGCAAAGUGGCCGCCCAGGACCCCGCCACUGAUCCAAGUUGCACUUCUGGAUCAAUGGGUGCCAUUCUGGACGAUAUUUUUACAGCCUUGCCACCCACUCGUCGAGAUUUAAAUGCGACCGCCAGAAUUAUUGGGGGACAUGACGCGCACAAUGGCGAACUUCCCUGGAUGGUUGCGCUCUACGAGUUCAAACCAGAUUUGGAUGGACCUUUAAGGGACAAAUUUGAACAAAUUUGUGGCGCCGUGCUGAUUUCGGGGCAUUUCGUUUUAACAGCAGCCCACUGCCUGUAUUUCGAUGGGUUGCACGAAUCACAAAACUGGGAGAAAGUCCUGGUCAAAGUAGGAUCGACAUCUAGAGCUAUCUCACAAGGGGAUACACGUUCCCAAUUUAUUCGUGUUGCACAAAUCGUUCUGCAUUUCGAGUUUGAUGACGAAGAGUUGUACAACGAUAUCAUCCUUAUCCGGCUUUGUCAAGACGCAUUACAAAUUCCUGGCACCGCCCCUGCCGUACUUGCCGAUCCGAACGAUCCCGCCAAUGGGCAAUAUGCCGUUCCAAUGUUUUCCGAAUUAACAGUUGCUGGUUGGGGCUUAGACAAAAACGAAGAGGAACCAGAAAACUAUCCCAGAAUUUUACAAACGACGACCGUUCAACUGCAAUUAUUCGAUGGAUGCAAUACUGACGUUUAUGAUGACGAUUUGCGAAAGGAUAUUCAAAUCUGUUGCGGGGUUCGCGGUGGUGGGCGGGACAUUUGCAAGGGCGACUCCGGCGGCCCACUAAUUUUCCUGCCGAAUAUCCUCAUUGGAAUUGCGUCUCACCAAACGGGCGACGUCAGUUUGUGUGGUGAUGCAAGUACUCCCGCCGUUUAUGCGUAUGCUCCGGCCUACUCGGACUGGGUGUUUAACCAGGUCCAUUCCAUGACUGGGAAUCCGUUCGAAAUUAUUAUAAUGAACAAAAGAUCGCUUGAAAAUGCUACACGGAGUUUGUAA